AUGGCCGAGGAGAAGGUGUCGCUGCCCAAGAAACCCAAGAAGCCGGCGGCCAAGAAACCGGACAAUGCUAGAGGUGGGAAGAAGGCCAACGGAGACAAGAAUGCAGCCGAGAAGUCCGCAAGUACCAGGUAUACUUACAAGAAGUCCACGACGAAGUCUCUCAAGAAGGGGGCGGCCAAGAAGGCCCAACCAGCAAAGAAGCCAAUGGCCGAGGAGAAGGUGUCGCUGCCCAAGAAACCCAAGAAGCCGGCGGCCAAGAAAGCGGUCACUCCCAAGAAGACACCCAAGAACUAA
Dermacentor silvarum is the source of this 294-nucleotide messenger RNA. Its product is annotated as histone H1. Lineage: Eukaryota; Metazoa; Arthropoda; Arachnida; Ixodida; Ixodidae. The coding region runs from base 1 to 294 and encodes 97 amino acids. The transcript is spliced from 2 exons. The record is from RefSeq and is a predicted model, not a curated record.